AUGGCAGACAAAGAGGAACAAAGGACAAAGAAGACCAAGAAUAGUCCAAGUUGCUUGGGAUAUCCUGUCAGUAUAUUUUUCAUUGUGGUGAAUGAGUUCUGUGAGCGAUUCUCCUACUAUGGCAUGAAAGCGGUGCUGGUGCUGUACUUCAAGUAUUUUAUCGGUUGGGACAAUGAUUUGUCCACCAGUAUCUACCACACCUUCGUGGCUCUGUGCUACCUAUCACCCAUCCUGGGGGCCAUCAUUGCAGACUCAUGGCUGGGCAAGUUCAAGACUAUCGUGUAUCUGUCCAUAGUAUACACCAUCGGCCAGGUGAUCAUGGCUAUCAGUGCCGUCCAUGAUAUCACAGAUACCAAUAGAGACGGUACACCAGACAACAUGACCUUCCAUACCGCCAUGUCCAUGCUAGGACUCAUACUCAUUGCCUUGGGAACUGGAGGUAUUAAACCCUGCGUGGUAGCGUUUGGAGGAGAUCAGUUUGAAGAACAUCAGGAAAAACAAAGGAGUACUUUCUUUUCCAUAUUUUAUCUGUUCAUAAACGCUGGCAGUCUUCUCUCCACUCUCAUCACACCCAUCCUGAGAGCUCAAGAGUGUGGUAUCUACUCAAAGCAAAGUUGUUUCCCGCUGGCUUUUGGGGUCCCUGCAGCUCUCAUGGUGGUUGCCCUCAUUGUGUUCAUCGCAGGUCACAGCAUGUACAUUAUGGAAUCCCCCAAAGGCAACAUCCUGCUGCGAGUCAUGAAAUGCAUUGGAGUAAGAGCACCGACAAAAAAUGAUGCUUUCUUUAAGAAAUAG
This is a messenger RNA of Sinocyclocheilus anshuiensis, 792 nucleotides long. RefSeq names its product solute carrier family 15 member 1-like. The record is from RefSeq and is a predicted model, not a curated record. The transcript has 9 exons. NCBI's taxonomy places the organism in Eukaryota, Metazoa, Chordata, Actinopteri, Cypriniformes, Cyprinidae. Gene Ontology annotation, molecular function: transmembrane transporter activity. Gene Ontology annotation, biological process: oligopeptide transport; transmembrane transport. Gene Ontology annotation, cellular component: membrane. Bases 1 to 792 code for a protein of 263 amino acids.